GACAAUACAGAGAGAAAGAGGAGAGGGUCGCCUGCAGCUUCAGUCUCUACCAUCACUCCAGAGAUCAUUUUGUGUCAUCAACAUGACCUUGUUCAGCCCCAGAUACAUGAGUGUGAGUGGAGAGCUGAAGUCGAGCCGCUCCAGAGCUGCCAGUAAGAGGAGUAACACCAGCACUUACGGAUCAGAUGCAGACCUGGAAUAUGACAGCUAUCAUGAUGAUUGCUAUGACAGAGUGUAUGAUGCCCAGCGUGUCCCAGCCUCCUCAUCUCCUGUCCUGCUGGGGGCCAGUCCAGCCAAACGUCCACGCUCCUCCUGCUAUUCCUCCAGACACAGACACAGUCGGGACAGAAGCCACUCCAAAUGCUCCAGAGCUCACUCUUCAAGUUCAAACACAUCCAAGUUGGGCCUGGAGGAGCUGCAGGUGAUAAAGAAGGAGCUGACUCUGAUAAAGACACAGAUCGAUGGGCUGCUCGACAGUCUGGACAGGAUGGACACCCAGAGGACAGAGCACAAAGGCUCUCCCGUGAGAGAGGACAGUCCAGCUGGCUCUCAGUACUCUCAGCAGUACUCAUCAGCCAGCAGCCCAGAACACUCCCGCUCCUCACUGUCCCCUCCCUACCGCCACCGAAUCCACAGAGAGAGCCCCGAGCUGGAGACAGAUGACCACCACACAGUGAUCAAUCAUCACUCUGAGGAAGAAAUAUGAACAUAUUGAAUCUGUACAGAGGAGAUCAUGGAGCAAGUGCCAAACGAGAAUGAGAACUAUCAUCAGACAAAUGUCUUUAACAGUAUCAACAAAGACAAGAUUAUUUUUACAGCUUGACUGGACACCUCAAUUAUAUCUUGUUUUCUUUUUUUAAAGAAGACUGCUUCUCCCUGGCACUACUUAGUAAUAAACUAUAACUUGACUUUGUGUUACAAAAUGCAGAAGCGGAAGGCACCGCUUCUUUAUAGUACCAUUUCAUUUACAUGUUUUUAUUUUUGUAAGAUGGCAACAUAGCAUUUCUGUGUAGAGAGGGUUAAAAAAUAAAUUUCAUCACUGAAACUCAAAUACAAAAUUACUCAAACAAAUCAAAAUACAACUUUCAGUAUGCAAAUAAAGGGAAAACCAUGACACAGUUAAAACAUAUAUGCAAUUAUAUUUUUCAUAAUAUGUCUCCAUUAAGAUAAUCUGAUAAUCUGAACCAUACAAGGAUAAUUUAAAAACAAAUAUUUGAAAUAAAACCUAAGAUUUGACAAAUAAUAUAAUGUAACAGAAGGAUCUCUGUCUGAACAACAAUAAGACCUUGUGAUAUCAACAAUCAACAAUAAAUUAGACACUGUAAAAUAAACACAUACAUAACACCUAAUCAACAAAUCACAGCAUGCUUAUUUUUUUGGUUUAAACAAUAAACCUUUGGCCAUUUUUAAUUGUUUUUUUUUAGUUACGCCUCCAGGAUCUUAGGUAAAUAAAUACUUAAGUGCAUAAAGACA
This is a messenger RNA of Boleophthalmus pectinirostris (great blue-spotted mudskipper), 1473 nucleotides long. Its product is annotated as RNA-binding Raly-like protein. Lineage: Eukaryota; Metazoa; Chordata; Actinopteri; Gobiiformes; Gobiidae. Gene Ontology annotation, molecular function: RNA binding. Bases 83 to 706 code for a protein of 207 amino acids. The transcript is spliced from 7 exons. The record is from RefSeq and is a predicted model, not a curated record. Gene Ontology annotation, cellular component: nucleus.